CAGGGUUCAAUUCUAGGUGUUGAGGUUGACGUUUCUAGAAAAUCUUAUCGCACCCAACUCAUAAAAUUGGAAGACAAUAAGGAUAUGGAAAAGGCUUCUCCAACAAAUGGAGGUUUUCUGACAUCCCGUAUAUUUACUUUGACAGUUCCAGAGGUUGAUGGAGGUUCCAUUAUCUCUGUAAAAAUUAGUUGGUCUCAGAAAUUACUGUACAAGGACAGCCAAUUCUCUUUGAAUAUACCUUUUAAUUUUCCCGAGUAUGUCACUCCUGUUGUAAAGAAAAUCUCGAAGAAAGAGAAGAUCCAGUUGAACGUGAAUGUCGGUACUGGAACUGAAGUGUUAUGCAAGACAGUCAGUCAUCCUUUGAAGGAAGUAAGGCGCCAUGCAGGAAAAUUGGGUUUCUUUUAUGAAUCCGAAAUCUUUUCUUGGUCAACUACAGACUUUAGCUUCUCAUACGGGGUCACUUCACGUGAUAUACAUGGUGCUGUGUUCUUACAAGCUCCACCAGUGCAUGCAGUCGAUCAAAGACAGAUGUUUUGUGUCUAUCUAUACCCAGGAAGUGAGCAGAGUAGGAAG
Messenger RNA from Morus notabilis, 573 nucleotides. RefSeq lists its product as uncharacterized. The annotation marks the transcript as partial. The transcript is spliced from 4 exons. The record is from RefSeq and is a predicted model, not a curated record. Lineage: Eukaryota; Viridiplantae; Streptophyta; Magnoliopsida; Rosales; Moraceae.